UCUCUUCAACCCGCUCGGUUCGGCUCGGCUCGGCUCUGACUGCGGGGACGAACCCGCACAUGUCCCGAGGAGCAGAACCAGGAAGUUGGGAUCCGGUUCUGACCCGGAAUGACGCGCUGCGGGCGGACUGUGCGGUGAGUUCGGCGGUGUUUGCGUGGCAGAGCGGUUCUGGAGCUGCCGCGGUCCGGACCGGGCCGACGUCCCGUUCCCGGUCCCGGUCAGCAGCAGGAACCACCGGGACGGGAAUUCUGCCUCCUCCAGAACCCGGACCCGGUCGUUCCCUGCGCGGUUCGGCUGGUUCCGCCUCCGGGGGGGAUCAUGGCUUUUCUGACCAAGAAGAAAAAGUUUAAGUUCCAGGUCCACUUCGUCCUGGAGGAGCUGACCGCGGUUCCGUUCGUCAACGGGGUUCUGUUCUGCAAGGUUCGGCUGGUGGACGGGGGGGACUUCAGCAUCUCCUCCUCCAGGUGGGCCGGGCCCACAGCGCAGAACCUGCAGAACCAGUCCAGAACCAGCCGCUCCGCCCGGCUGCAGCCGAUGGGGAAACCUCUGGGCGGUUUCCGGGAAACGGUUGCUGACUGCUUUGUUUCGUCUCUGCAGGAGCUGAAGGGGGGGAAGGCCUACUCCAAGCUGGGAUUUGCUGACCUCAACAUUUCUGAGUUUGCUGGUUCCGGCUCGACGGUCCGCUGCUGCAUCCUGGAGGGCUACGACACCAAAAACACCCGGCAGGACAACUCCAUCCUGAAGGUGACCAUCGGGAUGAUGCUGCUGUCUGGAGAUCCCUGCUUCAAAACGCCUCCCAGCACGGCUAAGUCGGUCCUGAUUGGACAGGAGGACCCCAACCUGCAGCUGGCCUGUAAGGGGGACAGCACCGCCUCUCUGCAGCCAGCAGGGGGCAUCGUGGACGGGCCUGGUGCCGUAAAGCCCAGACAGUCGUCCGGUCGUGGUCCAGGGCGGCCGGAGCAGCCGGACGGCCUUCGCGGCCCGGAGGACGUCUUCCUCACUCGGCACGUCCGCAGCGCCAGUCAGCACAGCAGGAUAUCAGGCUACAGCACCGGUCACUCCCGCUGCUCCAGCCUGACCGACCUCGGCCACCACCGGAACGCCUCGUCCAGCAGCGGCGCGUCCUGCGGCGCCGCUCAGCCCCCCGCCACGCCCACCAAGCCGGAGCGGCCGCCCCCGCCCUCGGCUGCCGCCCUGCUGUCCCACCGCUCCUCCAGGAGGAAGAAGGACGCCGUGCAGCGCCAGCGGAGCUGCGUGGACGACACUCGCAUCGACGCCGACGACAUCGUGGAGAAAAUCGUCCAGAGUCAGAACUUCUCAUCCGGCGGCAACGACGAAGACAGCCACCUGAGACUGUUUGUCAGCAAAGACGGGACCACGGCCCUGAGCGGGACGCGGGUCGCCACCAGAGGUUCUCCGGGCGUCUUCGAGCCGGUGGUGAUCGGGACUCACUGAGGUUCUCCUGCUGACCCGGUUCAGUCGGAACCAGCGGGUCCAGUCCGCUCCGGGUCGCUCAGCUGGAACCGUCUGGAUUAUUCCAGCAGAGCCUGGCAGGGACCGGUUCCUCCAGAUGAUUCACCCUGAAUGUGUGAGGAUUAUCCUGGAUUAUCCUGGAUUAUCCUGGAUUAUCCUGGAUGAUCUGAUGCUCAGAGAGUAAAAUUGUUUCCUUCUUUUUAUGCACAGAAACGUAUUAAAACCCAUAAAGUUAUGAAUUUUUCUCAGAGUCGGAUGUGAAGCUGCAGGCAGAUUCAAUGCUUUUAUUCUGAAACGUUUCAACAGAACCGGUUCUGACCCGACUCAUCAGAACCGGUUCGCUUUAAGACAACAGAGUUCUUUUAUGAUGACGUCACAAAAUGUUUGGUUGUAAAACUCAGAGGAUUAUUUUACUUUAACGCUGAAGAUAUUAUUAUUAUUGUUAUUAUUAUCAUUAUUAUCAUUGUUAUUGUCGU
This is a messenger RNA of Poecilia reticulata (guppy), 1949 nucleotides long. The record is from RefSeq and is a predicted model, not a curated record. Lineage: Eukaryota; Metazoa; Chordata; Actinopteri; Cyprinodontiformes; Poeciliidae.